AUGUCAGCCUGUCCAAAUGGCGAGCUGUAUGAAAUUCUGUACGAGCCGGAUAUCCCAUGGUUCAAAUGUAUUACCAUGGACAAGCACAAAGAAUCUGUGACUCGCAUUAUCAAAGACCUUCUGCUUGAAUUGGUGAAUGCUGAAGUUGUCCGUCUAGAACUUGAUGCCCCAAAAGACGUGACUGACGCCAACGUUCCUCAAGUUAAUGUCACAAUGAAAGCGCCGGAACCACUUUUGGCAUCAUGGAUGGUGUACCAAUCACCCGGUACAGAUACAUAUGAUGAAUACAUUGAGUUCCAAUAUCCAGCGUUCAUGGGCUCUCUUCCACACAAGGAAAUUUGGAGGGGACUUGAGAAUUCAAGUGGCACUUUUGAGGAUUUCUUAUCUGCAUUUCGCCUUCUAAUCAAAUCCGAUCAUGCUCCAGCUACCACCGCCGACUUUGCUCUUUGUAAUGAUUGUCAAAUUGCUUGCAAUAUGAGACAAAAUCUGGUAUAUAUCGGAUCUUCUACCUCGGAGGCGGCCCUCAAGAAGGUGGUUACGAAGCUUGAGACAGUGCUGAGUCUCUUGUCAAGCAAGAUCAAGGUUUUAACACACUCCAUUCUGCCUGAAGGACCAGGAGAUGUGCGGCUCGCAUAUAGAUGGCUGCACCGGAUUGGAUUGCACCAGGCGACGUUUGCCGUUCCAUGCGGCAAUCUUACCAUAGCAAAUGAGUAUACCCUGCUUUUGAACGCGGCUGCCAUCAGGAUGGAGAAGAAGAACAAGUUUGGGCACUGGGUGCCUGAUGAAACUGUAUACCCAUUGCAAAAUGCACUGAAAGCUAAUGUGGGACAAAGAUUUCAAGUCUUCAAGAAUUUUCAUCCCCGUUCCAAGCCACGAUUUGCGGAUAUCCGCCCGGUGCCAUAUGGACCACCGUCUGCAGCGAAGGAGGUCUCUGCGCCCGCAAAAUUACAAGAACCCAAGCCAAAAGCAGGCGUUAUGGAGUCAGCUGUGCUCGAACAAGGAGCAGAAGGUUGCCACGGAUCCCCGGGCCCUGAGCUGAACGACGGAGGAGAAGUUCCUAUUUUCCAACGACCGCCUGCCUUAGAUCGACAGGUCUAUACGUCUGCAGUCAGAGAAAAAAGUUCAGUAGAACUUGUACUGAGAUCGCGCUUUGUUGAGACUUUGCUUCAGAACCCUCCUCCACCCCAGUCUAUUCCCGACUGGGUAGAAGGCAUAGAAGACGCGGCUCAAUCCGAGUCUGAGAUGAAUGACUUCAUUCAAGAUGAGCCUCUCAUCUCCUUUGAUGAGUCAAGCAAAGAGUCUCAGUGCGGUAGCGAAGCUUUCAAUGCUAUGGAGUUAAGCCCGAUCGACGAUGGGCUUCGAAAGCUUCACAAAGGAAUCAUGCAAAUUGAUCAAUUUGAACAGUCUGAUGAUCUGAUUAUGCUGGAUAACGAACCAGAAGCCUCAAGAGUAAAUAUUGUGCAAGCUUCAGUUAACGGCUUAUCCAAUACGUGUCUCUUAAGCGGCGAAAUUCCUCAAAUAGAGAACGUGUUUUGUCCUGUGCUGGACAACGACUCCAUGAUGAUGGACGAGGGCAAUCCCCUUGAAGCUCGGGAGAUGAAUGUAUUUUCUGAUAGCUUGGUUCGGUUCGGACUGAUGGAAGAAAAGCCGAGAGAAGUUUACCGAACAAUGAAUCAAAAAACAGGCCGUGCCAACAGCAAAGUAACCAAGGGACCUGUUCCUCAUCAGCCCGAAGACGAUACUCAACAUCAAAAAAACUUGAUGCGCGAGGGUAUCGAGCUCGCUAGAAACCGCCGACUAGAGGAAGAGGCUCGCAAAGAAGCUGCACGCCGAGAGUGUAUACAAAAGAAACUCGACGCUCUUGGACCUCCUACGUUAGGAGACCGCCCGACUACUAGAGCACCGGCUAAAAGAGGACCAAAUCCAGUGUCUGAAGAUGAAUUUCCACCACUUGGAGGAGGCCCAUCAUCGUCAAAGAAGCAAGUAAGAAGACUAGUGUUGUAUUCUGAUGCUGCCAAGCUGUCGAGUUCUCGAACUCAGCAAGAGCGGCGGAAAGUUGCUAAUGUACAAGCUACCAAUGAGCAACUACGACCCCUUUCGACUGAAAUAUUCCUUUCAACAUGUGAUAGAAGUAAGAAUAAGUCUAAGGAGCCGAGAGACAAAAUACCCGACAAUCACCUCGACUACGCUGCGCCACAGAAGAGUGACGUUCUGCGUCAUUCAGAAGACCGUCUCAAAGCAAUGUCUCAGACCCUUGAGCAUUCUCCAGGUCACAUUUCAUUGGAAGUCAUCUUCGGGCGCAUCUAUAUCAAAAAGCUGGCUCCAAGUAUGGUGAAAAAUAGCGCUUCUGAGUAUUCGUAUCAAUCAGUCACUGAGGCGGUCAACUUUUUGAAUGGUUCCAAAUUUCCACCGGAUUGUGUCGGCUUCUCGCCGAUUUUGUCUACCAUGGGAGGUGAUGCAGAUCUGCUCGCCAAUAUUACGCCACCGGGCGAUUUACCAUGGCGCCUGACUGAGAGAGAAAUCUGGUACGAUUUUCAGUGCAAACUUCCCGACACCCGAGAUGAAUCUUUCGUCCUCGAGCUGAACGCCAAGACGUUUCAGUAUCGAUGCAGGGGCCCACGUAAGGAACUUUUCUCCAUGUACAUGCACUGUCCUGGAAGAGCAUGGGAUAUGAAAGCUUAUGGAGCUCGGUCUUCUGCUCUGGGAGGGGAGGCGAGAUUUGUCAAGUUUGCUGCGUCUCUGUUUGAGCAGAUGGCCAUCUACGUCGAUGCCAACAACGGCAAUGUAACAAUCGAGUUUUUCGAGAAUUCAGAUGUCCACACCGCCGUCAAGAACAUCACCAUGCGCCAAGUGGCAAAAUUCCGGCACCAGGGGAAAGCGGACAGCUCUCUUCUCUCGAUAGCGAUGAAGCAUAUACUGAAAGAAGGCAUUUCUCCAGUCAUGUGCGACCGCAAUCGAAUGAAAAUAGCAGAAAGAAGAAAGUUCAUCACCCCUGAUGGCUCAGCGAGCAGUGAUUUGCCUCAUCAGUAUAUGGAAGCGAGUAUAACAUCUUCUCGUCUCUCGUCCUUGUUCGAGGAGAAUGUCCAGCUCGAGAGUGGUAACAAGACUGCUUGGGAUAUGGGCCUUCUCGAAGGGCAAGGCGUUUUUGGAGAUAUACUUCGGCCGGCAUUUGGUAUGGUUACGCACAUGGAUUCAAUCGGGGCGUCAAACAACACCAGGAGAUAUGUCAGUAACCAUGACCCGUUCCACGAACCAGCAGUUGUUUCGGCUGGCAAAAAGAAGAAGAUUGAGUUUUGGUGA
This is a messenger RNA of Trichoderma gamsii, 3300 nucleotides long. RefSeq lists its product as hypothetical. NCBI's taxonomy places the organism in Eukaryota, Fungi, Ascomycota, Sordariomycetes, Hypocreales, Hypocreaceae. The transcript has 5 exons. Bases 1 to 3300 code for a protein of 1099 amino acids. The record is from RefSeq and is a predicted model, not a curated record.